GGAGCAAGGGUGGUUGCCACUGUCUGUUUCUUUGGCUUAAUCCUUAAAUCUUCUGUAAUCGGGAUGAGAAGGAGAGAGCAUGCUGCCUGAUUUAGGACUACACAGUCUAUGUUAGGACCUGCAAGGACAGAAAACCUAACUGGUCAUUACAAGAGAUGGAGGGAGGGGGCAGAGUAGAGCCACAGUCACUUUGGGGAACUUAAACCUAACCCGUUUCUUAAAAGAGGAGAGUCGAGCACAACAAGAUGCUUUUCAGCCAUCAACAGAGGAAAAAGAAGAGGACUCUUUCUGGUUGGAUUCUUUUAGGAUGAGAAUGGUGCACAGAAGACAAUACACCCAGCUGUGAUCCCGGCAGAAGGAGCCGGGCGGUAGGGGGCUCAUGGCCUUGACAUGUGACGAUCCCCGCUUGGGCGCGGGCCCAUCUGAGGAUUCUGAGAUGAAUCUGGAUGAUUCCGACUCUGGAAGUGUCCUUUCUGAUGACUCAACGCUUCCUAACUUUGAGAGAGAUGACAAGUAUGCAGAGCCUCCUAAGACACUAUAUGAGGCAUGUGUUCGGAAUGAUCCCAUCUCCCUGCGAAGGAUACUGGAGCGAGGCGUUACCAAGGAAGAGGCCAUGGAGCUGGACAUUAACAGCAGGAGUGGACUGAUGGUGGCUGUGAGCAAAGGAUUUGUGGACAUCGUCACUACGCUGCAUGUAUGCCCUCUAAUAGACGUAAACCACCAAGACAAUGAUGGGAACUCUGCGCUUAUGAUUGCAGCCCAAGCUGGCUUCGUCACUAUUCUAAACUACAUUCUCAAUUACUACUCUGGUGUGGAUACUGAGGUCAGGGAUCCCCGUGGCUUUACUGCCCUGAUCAAGGCAGGCCUGCAGGGCAGAGAGGACUGCGUGUCAGCGUUGCUCAUGCAUGGUGCCGAUAUGAAUGCAAUGGACUAUGUUCAAGGGCGCGGCCUGAAAGAUUGGGUUUUGAAGACAGGAAGAUUUGAGACAUUGAACAGAAUACGUUAUCUGCAGGCUCAUCCUGUCGCUCAACAGUUUUGUGCCAGCUACGCACCUGAGUGGCCGGAGCUCAAGCAGCUGGUGGCAAAGACCACCGCCACCAAAACCACGGGUCAGAAACUGCGGCAGCGCUUAAACGAUAGCUUCACUUUCAGCUUCCCUCAGGACCCCCAAGACAACGGGGUGAUGGACCACAUGGUGCGUAUGACCACAAGCAUCCACAGCCCCUUUGUAGCCACCGCUUGCCAUCCGCUGUGUCCCAGCAGCCCCCCAGAAAUAGGGAAGAGGCGCUUUGCUGUUCCCGAACUACUUGAGAAGCACAGCAACAAGGAGCUGGAGGAAAGCACAGUGUCUCACAGCAACAGAUCCCUCGCAUCCUAUUCUCCCAGCGCUGCAUCAGUCGCCUCGGUAUCCCUGACCUCCUGCUGCCAGGACGCAGAGCGCAGGGAGAGCGCGCCACCCGGGAGCAUGAGAGGCUUUAUUCCCCGCAACAUGGCGCACAGGAACAGCAUCUUCCCCUCUGGCUGUGUUCCGAAAAUUGAAGUGACCAAAUCUGGCGAGCCUACGCCGAAGAAAGAGAAGAAGAAGAAAAGGCAGAAGGGCUACCUGGAGCCUCCUGUGUGGAAGUACAAGGAGGCCAAGCAGGAAAAAAAGAGGGAGAAGAAGCAAAAGGAAAAGGAAUUAGAGCAAGAGAGAAUAUCCAAGGGGUCCAAAAAAUAGAAACUAAACAUGACCCAAAUUGAAAGUUUCCAAAGAAGAUUGUUGAUUCUGUUGAAGACUAUUUUGACACAAAGUUCGUAUAUAAGCUGAUGGUGUAAAUAUGCAAUGCUGAUAGAAUUUUUUAAAAACAUGCCCCAUUUUCCAAUUAGGUUUUAGCCAUUUAUAUACUGUACGGUCAUAAAACAUAAAGGAGUAGUAGUAAAAGUGUCACUUGCUGAUGCACUGGCAUUAUUUUACCAAGUUAAAGUCCCUGUAAAGUGAACAUAAAUGUCUUCUAAAUUUGACGCACAACAGACAGAAGUGUCAUUAACAACCCUGACAAAUUUGAAUGAUUCAAACAAAUUGCCAAUAUCCAAAUUUAAACUUCAAAAUCGGGAAAAAUCAAGCUUUUAUUCCCGCUCUCAAACUCUGUGGCCAUGUCUGCUGAAUGCAUCAAACAAUGUCCUGCUGAAAAAGGGAUUCUACUUCAUUCAGCAACAUCCUGAGCUAUACACAUUCCGUCAUGUUUGAUGUAUGAAAGUGUAUCUGGGAGGUGCUACUCACCAGAUACAGUAGCUUGCAAGCUAAGAGGAUUCCAAGGCUCCUCUUGGUCGGCGGAUCUAGGCAUAGCUAGCUAGCUAACUGCACGCUGUAGUAUUUGAAAUUAUACAGUGGGGUAGGGGCGGCUCAUGUCCCCGAGCGCAUCACUUGGUGUUGAUUUUGCCACGCCCAAAAAAAUCAGGAAAACUGAAAUGGUGAAAACCGGUUUAACGCUAUAUCUCCACAAUUACUUCAUAGUUCUGUCUUUUCACGUUUACAGAAAUUAACUUCAAACGUGUAUAAUAUAUUUACAAACAAAAUCUCUCAAUUCACUUUACAGGUUAUUUAAGCAUUUGGAUCAAAAUCACCAUUUUGACCUGUAAUAAUGAGUUCAUAUUUGGGCAUCUUAACCCUAACCCAGAUGCACUUUGUGUCCUCAUGACAGGACUUUUAUCACUUUUCUCAGGGAGCUACAUCCAUUAGUUUUCACUGAAUCUUAGGUUCUCUAUGCUACCACUGAACAGUUUGGGAAAAGAUAUCUCGAGCCCAAACAUACUGUGUGUCCAUCUUAUUAAAUGGAGACAAUUAUUCCAAACAUCAUCAGUCAGAUUGCGUUUUUUCCUCUAGCUAAAAAUUCCAUUACCGUAAUGUGUUGAAUGUGGUGACAUAAUACAUAAAGGCAAUGUAUAGUUCCAACUUCCUGGAACAAGACUAUAUUUUCCAAAGGUAUCUCCACAAUCGUGAACUUAAAAAAGUCGACUGUUUUAUAGAAAUUCUGAAAACAAUUAAUGUACAGUACAUAACAGUCAAUGACUGCGGAUGAUGUUCCUCUUGUCUGACACGUAACCUUAGCUACUCACUGACAAUUAAGUUUCACUGAGUUAUCUUAAGGCACCAAUAAUGCACUCGCUCAAGUGGCAUGCAAUGGCUUUUGAACUCUGAACCUCAGAAAUCUUUUAAUCCGAAGUGCAGGAUCGUUACGUAACAAUUAACUUCGAUUGGCUGAUGGUGUCUUCUGUGUUUGCGACGAAAGCUAAAAACCAAAGACAUUAGUGUUGUUGUUGUGGUCAUUUAAAGACUCUUGCGUCACGUUAGAAUAUUUUUAGUAUAAUGUCUCAUUUCCUCUUCUCCAAGGGAACUUGCUGACUUUAGGUCAGCGCUGGAAUAAAUACAUCUCCGGAGUGCAGUGAAGGAGCACAUUAGAUGAGUAAAUAAGGCGUGACCUGGGUCAAGAUGGACACAAUUAGACCUGUGACCUCCUUAUAAAUGUGGCUCAAAGUUACAAAUAUACAGCUACAAUUGUACUCUCAGACCAAACAAAUAAGGCUUUUUUACUGAGAUGAAGCGACCUCAAAUACAGGCCUGUGUAAAAUACAAAGAACAAUGUGCUCUCUUUUUUACACGGCAGCUAAUGUGAGAGCAUCCAGCUGUGUCUGAAGCCCGAAAGCAAAAAGAUGGCAGAGCCUGAGCACAAGCGAAUUGGGGGAUUUAGAUGAAUGACAACAAAACAUUUCUUCCCCUAACUCUCUUAUAUUUCCAAACCAUCUUUCUGGCAUCAAAGAGCAACAGGAAAAAGUUUGACUGCCGUCAAUAAUACAGCAGAGGCAAUCACCAAUCAUAUAAGAGGUAAGCCACCAUAAUUGUAUUUCAUAUACACCCUAGGAAAGUGGUUCUCAACUGAUUUUACCUAUUUUGCCAAAUGCGGAAGUAUGUUGCAAAUACUGGAUGGGGCCAGCCACCACCACCCCAUCCCCCCACCUGAUGGCUCAUAAUUGCCAUAGAUGCCACAAGAUUGCUGCAAAGCACUAUUUGAAGCUAUACAACUUACUUCAACAUAGUUCCAUGACAACAUGAUUCCACAAGAUGGUGCCAAAUCAUCCAUCCAUCCAUUUUCCAAACCGCUUAGCCUAACUAGGGUCACGGGCGUGCUGGAGUCUAUCCCAGCUAUCUUCGGGCGAGAGGCGUGGUAUACCCUGGGCUGGUCGCCAGCCAAUCGCAGGGCACAUAGAAACAAACAACCAUACGCACUCACAUUCACACCUACGGACAAUUUAAUGUCUUCAAUUAACCUACCAUGUAUGUUUUUUUUGGGAUGUGGGAGGAAACCGGAGUACCCGGGUAAAACCCACGCAGGCACAGAGAGAACAUGCAAACUCAGAACUGUGAGUCAGAUGUGCUAGCCAGUCGACCACCGUGCUGCCGGUACCAAAUGAACAGUGCUGAAUAGCUAGGGUUUUCAGCAAACAAUUCCAUUGCAACAUGCUGGCAAUUUUUUUUGUUUUGAGUUUGUUGUCACAUUUCUGUCGGGCCAAUUAUUAUUAUUAUUACUCGUGCACUCAUUGUAGUAGUCUCGCCACGCUGCACUAUUUGCAUAUCUGUUGCUGACCAAUACUGGCCACUCAUGCCAGAGUAGCAUCUUCUCCAUUUGCACACUGACUGAGGAGUAUCUGCAACAUUUGCACAAUCAACAUUGUCCCAGAUUAUCGCACUACUCGCUUGAAGUCUCGGCGCCCUUUGCACAAUGGUCAUUGCACCGGACUAUUGCAAUAUUAGUCUAGAGGACUCUGCAUCUUUUUGCACAAUUGUAAAAAAAAAAAAUAAUAAUAAUGUACCGGCAUUACCAGAUAACUAGCAACCCUUUAUUGCUCAGUGACUGUUUUUUUGUUAUUGUUGUCAAUGUCUUUAUGUCUCAAAAGUGUCUGUUGUCGUACUAGAGCGGCUCCAAUUACCAGAGACAAAUUCCUUGUGUGUUUUAUGGACAUACAUGGCAAAUAAAGAUGAUUCUGAUUCUGAUUCUGAAAUAACGGAGCAGAGGUUAAAAAAAAAACUUUGAAUAGGUGAAUCCACAACAAGUGAAUCAAAAAUAUAUGAGGAAACACUUUACACUUCGUGUCCCUUACCUAAUAUGUUCUGUGUUCUUGGUAUGUUUCUAAACCGUACCGGGAAAUAUAAAUAUAGUGGUGAGUGACGAGACUAACAAUUUUGAGGAAGGUCUGCUUAGCUUAAUGCUAACAAACAAUACGGGCCACAGAGGUGUUAACAAGCAGCACUGGUGCCGCUCUGUUAUAACCCUUUAAGCAACGGAUAUUUGAAAACAAACAGUUGAAAAUCACUGCCGUAUGAGACGUUCAAUAAGACUAUCAGGCUGCAACGAUAGGAUAAGGUCCCUCAUUCGAAUGAUGUGGAAAAUCCAAAUUGAAGAAAGGGAGACCUUUUUGAGAUUUCAACUUCUGAUACAACCACACAACAUUUUAACUUAAUGGGAUCUCAAUAAAAAUGUGUGUGGUGGACUCAGAAGAGAAACAACAGUGCAAAUGUCCAAAGUAUCAUCCUCUGGUGGGAUCCAGUAAUGCCGGGUUUUGAUUUAUACACCGUCAGAGUGAGCAUAAUAACUGAGCGAUAUCAUAUUUUGAAAUCUUUGAAACUGCAACCACUGCAAACUGCAUUUCUGAUUCUGUCAAUCAAAACUCAGUAUUCUUAUCGGUGUAAAAGCAGAAUUGCUACAACUCUUUUAUUUGAUUUCCAAAUAGUUUCCAUUGAGUCCGGUUUAUUGCUAUUGCCAUUUUGGCCUUUUACCACUGUCGAAUGUGAAAACUAAACAAAGAAAAUCUAAAAUGUUCUAAAGCUCGAUGUUGUGUCCCUGUGUGUGUUCGUGUGCGAGUGAUACCUGGAUUUCCUUUUUUUGCACUUGCAAACUGAUGCAUGUGCAUCAUCUUGAAACUCUGCCCACUAAUCUUGAAAGCGCCAAAAUGUAACUGUCAGAUUUUCCAUUGCGAUAAAGAUUACAUGUCCUAAUUGCUUAGA
Molecule: messenger RNA, 6040 nt
Organism: Phycodurus eques (leafy seadragon)
Lineage: Eukaryota; Metazoa; Chordata; Actinopteri; Syngnathiformes; Syngnathidae
Gene: ankrd33aa
Product: ankyrin repeat domain 33Aa
Exons: 5
Coding region: 380-1717 (445 amino acids)
Molecular function (GO): protein binding
Source: RefSeq, a predicted model, not a curated record